Molecule: messenger RNA, 11120 nt
Organism: Pristis pectinata (smalltooth sawfish)
Lineage: Eukaryota; Metazoa; Chordata; Chondrichthyes; Rhinopristiformes; Pristidae
Gene: trpm3
Product: transient receptor potential cation channel, subfamily M, member 3
Exons: 26
Coding region: 196-5235 (1679 amino acids)
Biological process (GO): monoatomic cation transmembrane transport; protein tetramerization
Cellular component (GO): membrane
Molecular function (GO): monoatomic cation channel activity
Source: RefSeq, a predicted model, not a curated record
CAAGGCUACCCCCCAGUUGCUUCAGAGAUGUAGGAGGAUUUCUCUCCCUCCCCUCCCUCUCUCUCUCUCUCACUGUCACUGUGUGUUGCUGUCGAGAGAUCAGUUCAGCUGGGUGCGCUUGCUGCUUCUGCUGCCGGCUCCUCCAGCCGCUCUCUGGAUUACUUUACUCCCUCGACCCUGCCUCUCUUUUACUCAAUGCUGGGCACCAAAGACAUGACGAGUCACACCGAAGCACCCCGGCCUUUGAACUGGACGAUCCGUAAGCUGUGUCACGCAGCUUUCCUGCCAUCAGUUAGACUCCUCAAGGCCCAGAAAUCAUGGAUAGAGAGAGCGUUUUGCAAGCGAGAAUGUGUCCACAUUAUACCGAGCACAAAAGACCACCAUAGGUGCUGUUGUGGGCGACUAAUGGGCCAACACGUUGGAUUACCCCCUGCCAUCUCCAUCAGCCAGAACAAUAGCGGUGAAUGCAGAAGCAUGAAGAAUGAUCUGGAGAAAUGGUCUGUCAGCAAGCACACCCAACUCAGCCCAACAGAUGCCUUUGGCACAAUUGAAUUUCAGGGAGGAGGACACUCUAACAAAGCUAUGUAUGUGCGUGUUUCAUUUGACACUAAGCCUGACUUGCUCUUACACCUGAUGACAAAGGAAUGGCAGCUGGACCUCCCAAAGCUACUGAUCUCCAUUCACGGUGGCCUCCAAAACUUUGAGCUUCAACCUAAACUGAAGCAGGUCUUUGGAAAGGGCUUAAUUAAAGCGGCCAUGACAACAGGGGCUUGGAUCUUCACUGGAGGUGUGAACACAGAAUAUGAACAACCAACUGAGGAUUCCCAUGGAUCAGUAAACCAAAAUGGUGUUGCAGUCAUGUUUUCCAUGGGUUCAUUCUUAGGGGUCAUUCGCCAUGUAGGAGAUGCACUGAAGGACCAUGCCUCGAAGUCCAGAGGAAGGAUCUGCAUUAUAGGCAUCGCUCCAUGGGGAAUAGUGGAGAAUCAAGAGGAUCUGAUUGGAAAGGAUGUGGUCCGCCCCUAUCAAACCAUGUCCAACCCCUUGAGCAAGCUGACAGUAUUGAACAGCAUGCACUCACAUUUCAUCCUGGCAGACAACGGCACAACAGGCAAAUACGGAGCUGAGGUGAAAUUGCGGAGGCAACUGGAGAAGCACAUUUCCCUACAGAAGAUUAACACCAGGAUUGGACAGGGAGUUCCAGUGGUGGCUCUCAUUGUGGAAGGUGGACCCAACGUAAUCUCUAUCGUGCUGGAGUACCUGCGAGACACCCCACCUGUCCCAGUGGUGGUCUGUGACGGCAGUGGCCGGGCUUCAGACAUCCUUGCCUUCGCCCACAAGUAUUCAGAGGAUGGUGGGGUGAUAAAUGAAUCUUUGAGAGACCAACUGCUCGUCACCAUUCAAAAGACCUUCAACUACAGCCGCACACAGGCUCAGCACCUCUUUAUCAUUUUAAUGGAGUGCAUGAAAAAGAAGGAAUUGAUUACUGUCUUCAGAAUGGGCUCAGAGGGACAUCAGGACAUUGAUUUAGCCAUUCUAACGGCACUCCUGAAAGGAGCCAAUGCUUCAGCACCAGAUCAGCUUAGUCUAGCUUUAGCCUGGAACAGAGUGGACAUUGCUCGGAGUCAAAUCUUUAUCUAUGGACAGCAGUGGCCGGUGGGUUCCCUCGAGCAGGCCAUGCUUGAUGCACUGGUGCUGGACCGUGUGGAAUUUGUGAAACUGCUGAUUGAGAACGGAGUGAGCAUGCAUCGGUUCCUCACCAUCUCCAGGCUCGAAGAGCUCUACAACACCAGACAUGGCCCAUCCAACACUUUGUACCAAUUAGUCAGGGAUGUCAAAAAGCGAGAAUACCAAGCAUUCAGCUGGAUCUAUUUUCAGGGGAACCUUCCUCCUGAUUAUAGAAUCAGUUUAAUUGACAUCGGGCUUGUGAUUGAGAAUCUGAUGGGAGGAGCUUAUCGCUGCAAUUACACACGCAAAAGGUUUCGAACUCUAUACCACAAUCUGUUUGGUCCAAAACGGCCCAAGGCUCUGAAGCUGCUGGGAAUGGAGGAAGAGCCUCCCAUCCGGAGAGGCAGGAAGCCCACCAAGAAGAGGGAGGAAGACGUGGACAUCGACCUGGACGAUCCAGAGAUCAAUCACUUCUCCUACCCAUUUCACGAGCUGAUGCUGUGGGCUGUGCUCAUGAAGCGGCAGAAGAUGGCACUGUUCUUCUGGCAGCAUGGUGAGGAGGCCAUGGCCAAGGCCCUCGUCGCCUGCAAGCUCUGCAAAGCCAUGGCUCACGAGGCCUCUGAGAACGACAUGGUGGAUGACAUCUCCCAAGAGUUGAACCAUAACUCCAGGGAGUUUGCACAGCUUGCCGUCGAACUACUGGACCAGUCGUACAAGCAGGAGGAGCAGAUGGCCAUGAAGCUGCUGACCUAUGAGCUGAAGAACUGGAGUAACUCCACUUGCUUGCAGCUGGCUGUGGCGGCCAAGCACCGAGACUUCAUUGCUCACACCUGCAGCCAGAUGCUCCUCACGGACAUGUGGAUGGGACGGCUGAGGAUGCGCAAGAAUUCCAGUCUGAAGGUUAUUCUGGGUAUCCUGCUACCCCCAUCAAUCCUCAGCCUGGAAUUUAAGAAUAAGAAUGAGAUGUCAUACGUGCCCCACAGCCAGGAGUCACCUUUACUUGGGAAAGAAGUGGAGGAGCCUGAGAAACCAGUCAAAGAAAAAGAGGAGGAGGACAUGGAGUUCACAGCAAUGCUUGAUGGGGUGAAUGGAGAAUCGGCUCGAAAGAAAAAUGAAGAAGUACCACCAACAGUACACAGAAUGAUCCCAUUUGGAAGAAAAAUCUAUGAAUUUUACAGUGCUCCAAUUGUUAAGUUCUGGUUUCAUACGCUGGCAUACUUUGGCUAUCUGAUGCUUUUUAAUUACAUCGUUUUGGUGAAGAUGGAGCGGUGGCCGUCAGUGCAGGAGUGGAUAGUCAUUUCUUACAUUUUCACACUCGGCAUAGAGAAGAUGCGAGAGAUCCUGAUGUCAGAGCCUGGUAAACUGUUGCAGAAGGUGAAGGUCUGGCUGCAGGAGUACUGGAACAUCACCGAUCUCAUGGCUAUCCUGCUUUUCUCUGUGGGGAUGGUGCUACGCCUGCAGGAGAAGCCAUAUAUGAGCUACGGCAGAGUCAUCUACUGCGUUAACAUCAUUUACUGGUACAUUCGCCUAUUAGACAUCUUCGGGGUCAACAAGUAUCUGGGGCCUUAUGUCAUGAUGAUUGGAAAAAUGAUGAUCGACAUGAUGUACUUUGUGAUCAUCAUGCUGGUAAUUUUAAUGAGCUUUGGAGUGGCACGCCAAGCAAUUCUUCACCCGAAUGAAGAUCCAUCCUGGAGGCUGGCGAGAAACAUUUUCUACAUGCCCUAUUGGAUGAUCUAUGGAGAAGUGUUUGCUGACCAAAUUGAUCCUCCAUGUGGGGCUGGAUUGACGGAGGAUGGUAGACCCCUACCUCCUUGCAUAACUGGAGCAUGGAUCAUCCCUGCUAUAAUGGCCUGUUAUCUCUUGGUUGCAAAUAUACUGCUGGUGAACCUCCUUAUAGCUGUGUUCAACAACACAUUUUUUGAAGUCAAAUCAAUAUCAAACCAGGUUUGGAAGUUUCAGAGGUACCAGGUGAUCAUGGCUUUCCACGAGAGGCCUGUCCUGCCUCCACCGCUGAUCACCUUCAGUCACAUGACUAUGGUCUGCCAACAUAUCUGCUGUCGCUGGCGCAAGCAAGAACGUGAGCAGGAAGACAAAGAUUAUGGACUCAAACUGUGUAUAACUGAAGAUGAACUAAAGAAACUGCAUGACUUCGAGGAACAGUGUAUAGAAGAGUAUUUUCGAGAAAAGGAUGAUAUGUUCAACUCUUCAAAUGAUGAAAGAAUAAGAGUUACUGCUGAGCGGGUGGACAACAUGUCGAUGCGGCUGGAGGAGGUGAAUGAGAGGGAACACUUCAUGAAAGCUUCCUUGCAGACCAUGGACAUCAGGUUGGGGCAGCUGGAGGAGCUGGCGGCGCGCAUGGCCACGGCCUUGGAGCGGCUGGCUGGCCUGGAGAAGGCCGAGGGCAACAAGGUGCCGUCCAGGACUUCGUCGGACUGCACCGAGGCCGCCUGCAUCCUGCGCCAGAGCAGCUUCAACAGCCAGGAGGGCAACUGCGGGGGCUACCGGCUGGCCGAGUGCGGGGAGCAGGCGGCCGAGGAGCCGGUGUCCCCCACCUCGCCCACCGUCACGCCGAGGAUGAGGAGCCACUCUUUCUACCUGGUGAGCCCGAAGCCGAGGGCCGGCGGGGAGCGGACCGACUUUCCCUUCAAGGAGAGGUCGCUGAGCCUGCAGAGGGCCAGCAGCUCGCAGACGGUGGCGGUGGUGCCCAAGCCCGAAGCGGCCGAAGGCAAGAAGGGCCCGGCCUGCGUUGACAUGGAGGCCGACGGCUCCUCCCUCAGGGUGCCGGCCACCUUCCACCCGCCCGACGUGGUGGCCGCCCUGCUGAGGGCACCGGCGCCCGGCUGGCCCGAGGAGGAGGCGCCGGUCCCCGCCGAUGAGCUGCUGGCGGGAGACGGGCCACCGGACGGCUGGUGGGCAGGCGAGGCGCAGCCGCUGGAGCGCUCCAAGAGCAGCCGGUACCUGUGUAGCCCGGCGGCCUGCGCCGAGGCCUCCUGCCUGGUGGUCAAGUCGCACAGCUUCGCCCUACCGUCGUCGUCGUCCCGCGGUUACUACGGCUGCCUGGGCGUCCCGGUGAAGACGGCCGAGUACACCAGCAUCACCGACUCCAUCGACACCCGCUGCGUGUCCGCCGCCGCCCCCCUCCACGCCGAGCACUCGCCCCUGUCCAGCGGCUCGCACGGCGACCACUCCAGCGGCCUGGACGACGGCGCCGCCUGUCACCCGGAGCGGGAGGCCGAGCUCAGCCACCCCAGCUCGGACAACGACGAGGACGAGGAGGUAGGAGGCUUAGGCCCGGGAGCCCCGCCCGCUCUCUGCAGGCUGGAACGGGCCAACAGCUGCACGGCGGCCGAGCCCGCCAGCCCGGCGCCUCACGCCAGGAAGAGCUGCUCCAUCAGCGACCGGCUGGACAGGCAGCGCAACUCGGCGACGACCGCCGCUGCCUUGCACGGCCCGUUCCAGCGCAGCCGCUCGUCUCGGCCCGACGUCAGGUCCGAGGGCUUCUCUCUCAAGGCGCUGGGCAGAGCCACGGCCUUCCGAAGCUUUGACAGCAGCAAGCAGAGCUUCACAUAAUGUGCACCAACCCUCCCCACUCCUCGCUGUGUGCUUGUUAUCUAAUGUGUGGUUUAUAGGUGCUCAGACCCAAUGUUCUCUCCUCCCCACCUUCGUGUUUCCACCAGUGUCUGUCUGUCUGUCUCUCUCUCUCUGCCUUGGCACACUGCUGUUGUCCUGAUGUUGGAAGGGCUGGGUCAUGAGUGGGACGGUCGGUCCCAUACUGUCCUGGACUGAGCUGCUGGUUGAAGGUUGACAUAAAAGAGGCUGUAGAUGCUGGAAUCUGGAGUAACACGCAAGAUGCUGGAGGAACUCGGCGGGUCAGGCAGCAUCUAUGGAAGGAAAUGGAUGGUCGACGUUUCUGGUUGAGACCCUUCACCGGAAAUGGUGAUGAUUCAGAUGAAGGGUCUCAACCUGAAACGUCAACUGUCAGUUUCCCUCCAUAGAUGCUGCCUGACCCGCUGAGUUCCUCCAGCAUCUUCUGUGCUGCUGAUGAAGAUUGCUUGAAAUCCCCAGGACAACUAGGAGAACCGACUCAAACAAAAAAAAUAUAGGCAGCUGGAAAUGUGAAAUAAAAACAGAAAAUGCUGGUAAGGUGGUAUCUGUGAGAAGAGAAACUAAGAUAAUAUUUACGGUGCACCAAUCUGAUUCUGGUCUUAAUGUUUCUGGUCUUGAUGCAGGGUUUUGACCCAAAACCUUGACAAUUCCUGCCCCCCAAUGCUGCUGGACCCACUGAGUUCCUCCCGCAGAUUGUUUGUUGCUCCAGAUUUCAGCAUCUGCAGUUUCUUGUGCCUCUAAUAUUUCUGGUGGAUGAUCUUCCAUCAGAAUUCUGUUGAGAAGUCAUGCACCUGAAACAUUAUUUCUGUUUCUCUCUCCAUGGGCACAGCCAAAACUGCGGAGUAUUUCAGAAUUUUCUGCUGUUAUUUAAAGAGAACCAACCUCUUCAGCCAAAUAAAGAAGCUUGUGCCCUUGAGGUCAUGAUGCUCAUGCAGAAUCCUCUAGGUGUGUGUUGCUGGCAAUGGAGUAAGGAGCCCAGUCAUUCUUGGUAGUAUACACAGUAACAGUUUCUCCCUAUCUCCUCACUCACCAUUAGUGAAAUCUCCCCUCAACCUUCCAUUCUCUGACAAAAACACUUCCAACUUUUUCGUUCUUUCAAAAUAAAAUAUUAUUUGAAGAUUCAGUUAGUCCAACUGUAAAUUUCAAAAUUGCAGUUAGUAAAUUGUUUAGUUAUUAAAGGAUAAGGAAUCAAGGUGGAUAGAUAGAUCACAGCUGAUCUCUAUCUUAACUCUAAGUAAAUGGCACAACAGACUGCAAGGCCUGGACUUGUCCUUUUCCACUGUUCCACUUCUUAAACUGGUAAAGAAACCCGGCAUAAAAAUCUCAGUAAACCUUCUCAACUAUCUUUAAGUCUGUUUAAUUGGCUCAUUCUCAGCCAGCGAAAACCAAUGGUGUAUUAAUAGUAUGGCCUACUGGGAAUUCACAAGUAACCACUUGUAAAGGAGACAUCCUGUCCUCCAAACCCAGACUCCAGUUGGCAUAGCUCCUUCAACUUAUUUUCUAAAGGAAAGUUUGAAAGUACAAUAAACAUGAUCAGUGAGACUAAUAGCACAAAGGGAGAAAUAAUUUUGAUACCAAACACUGGUGAAUUUUGUCAACUGCUGUUUGUUAAUAUUUGAUAGCCUUUUAAGGAAGGAUUGUACAGUAUUUUUAAAAAUAAUUUGCAAGUAUCUGUGGUUUUGUGAUUCAAGUUUUAUUCUUCAUCAAGUGAUAAUAUAAUUGUUGCUACAAGUACUUUUGCUGGCUCUUAUUCAUAAGCAUGUAUGCUAUUGCAAUAAGAAUGUAAAUAAUACCAUCCAUCCUUUGGGUCAAAUAUGAAAUUUAAAAUACUAGCAGUGCAUGCAUUUAAAAAUCAGAUGGAUUUCACCAAAAGAUGGCAGGUAUAUGUAUUAAAAGUCAAGGGCCAACUUGCACAAGUGCUAAAUGUAUCAAAUGCAAAUGGCUGACAGCCUUAGCAAAUAGUUUUGGUCCUUUUGGACUUUUAAGUUUAAGUUAGAUUUUAAGGUUUCAGCCCCAAAUUCCUGUGAAGCAAAAUACCAUGUAAACAAGCACAUUGAUUUUCAAAGCAUGGAGUAAUCAUAGAGUCCUACAGUAUACAAGAGACAUUUGACCUAUCAUGCAUUUGCCAUUUGUUUGAAAGAAUUCAGUUAGUCCCACUCCUCUGUUCUUUCCCCAGAGCACUGUAAAAUGCCCCUCUCCAGUUAUUCAUCCUGUGCAUCGUUUGAAGAUUGCUAUUGAAUCUGCUUCUACUGCCCUUUCAAGCAGUACAUUCCAACUCUCUACAUUGGAGGAAAAAAAAUCUAAAAUCCCCUCUAUUGCAAAUCCAUGUCCUCUAAUUACUGACAAUCCAGCCACUGAGUAUUGAUCAGCUGAUUGCAAAACCAACAUUCCAUCUACUUCUAGUAUGAGGGAAUAAAUUCAUGUUUAGUCACUUGCAUUAAAUCCAUGAUGCUGUUGUGGAGGCACAGUGUACCCAAUUUCUGAAAUUUGGUUCUUUGGAAGCAGUGUACAACACACAAUGGUUACAAUAUUCUACAUUUAUUGCAAGGGACUGGGGUAUGAUUAUCUACCCCAUUAAAAGUAAUUUAAGUUAUCUCAAGUUAUCACACAUUGGUAACCUUUAGGGAACGAUAAUUCAAGUCAUUGGCAGGCUGUGUGGGACAGAUGGAAACUAACCUCCUAUCCACUUUAAAAUGUUGGGACUCCACCUUCCUCUCGCCCAAAGCACAUGCACAUACAGAAUUGAGUGCUGAGCUCACACAUGGCAAAUCUUGGCAAAGAAGCAGCAUUCUGCAAACAGUACCAAGAGUGACCAAGUGAAUGGAUAACUGCACCUUCCAAAGACCAAUCAUGAUCAUCACACAGGUAGAAAUAAUUGCAACUGGUUGUAGCCAUUUUCUCUUUGGAGUCUCCUUCCAAGUUUACCUUCUGAUGCUGCAUCUUUUCUACACAAAUAGGUACACUCAUGCACUCACGUUCUCACACACGUUUGGUUUUAAUUUGCUAUGUCAAUUGCUGUGGAAUCCAACUUUCUAAUUGAGCAUGGGAGCCUAAUGUGUACUGUUACAUUGAUAUCUUCAGCAUUUCUCUCAGUUUCAUAUUUACUUUCUUCAAAGGUAUAAGUCUGGCAUUCUGCAAGUUUAAGUAAUUAAAGAAAGUGACAGGGUAUUUAAACAAGAGAGUAAACUGUUAAACAUAAAUCAAAAGCAAAAUAAAGCCCUUGCAUUUCUAUAGCAUCUUACCUGUCUUUUUCACAAUGUCCCAAAACUCUUUGCAAUCAACAAAGUGAGGUCAUUAUUGUAAUGUAAAGGAUGUAUCUGCAAAUUUGCAUAUAUUUAACAUCCCUAAAAUAAUGAUGACCAUAAUUUUCCAAUAAAAUGUUGAUUGUAGGCUAGUUAGUGUCCAGGACUAUUCAUCUACCAUUUGAAAUAAUGCCAUGGGAGUUUUUACUUCAAUCCAAGGGAGCACCUUAACAUUUCACCUGAAAUAUAUCACCUCCAUACUUGGAGUGCAGUUUGGCCUUUUCUGCACUCAAAACUUUGAAACAGUCACACAACCUCUAACUCAGAGAGUGCAAUGUGAAAGUUGAAAAUAUUGCGCGGGGUGGGUCGGACAGGCACGGUGUACCAUUUAUCCAUGACUGCUCAUCCCUCUGAGGAUUGGGAAGCCUCUUGUGAGGGCUCCCCCAGCCGUCCAUCCCUCCCCGGCCCUCUCUGCGGUCACAGCACUGCCUGGAGAUUUCCCUGUGCCCCGACCCCACUCACUGGGUUGCACCGUGGAGAUUCCUUGGAUGGUGUUGCCCUGAGCUGAGUCUGCAUGGCCACCAAGCGCUCCAUCUCGAACAGCAGCUGCAGACGGGAAGUGAAACCCAGAUAAGUGUGAAGUGAUACACUUCAGGAGAUCGAAUUUGAAGGCAGAAUACAAGGUUAGUGGCAGGACUCGAAGGAUGUGGAAGCUUUAGAGAAGGUGCAGAGGAGAUUUACCAGGAUGCUGCCUGGAUUGGAGAGCACUCAAAUAGGUUGAGUGAGCUAGGGCUUUUCUCUUUGGAGAGAAGGAGGAUGAGAGGUGACUUGAUAGAGGUGUACAAGAUGAUAAGAGGCAUAGAUCGAGUGGACAGUGAGAGACUUUUUCCCAGGGCGACAAUGGCUAACACGAGGGGACAUAAUUUUAAGGUGAUUGGAGGAAGAUAUAAGGGGGAUGUCAGGGGUAAGUUUUUUUACACAGAGUGGUGGGUGUGUGGAACGCACUGCUGGCAGAGGUGGUGGGGGCAGAUACAUCAGGGACAAUUAAGAGACUCUUAGAUAGACACAUGAAUGAUAGAGAAAUAGGAGGCUAUGUGGGAGGGAAGGGUUAGAUAGAUCUUAGAGCAGGAUAAAAUAUCGGCACAACAUUGUGGGCCGAAGGGCCUGUACUGUGCUGUAGUGUUCUAUAUUAUAGGGGGUGAGGAAAUAUAAUGGUUACUGUUUGUAUUAGGGAUCCAGGAGGUUUAAGCUUGUAUCUCAGCACCAAAGCAGCUGAGGAAAUUAAAUUCAGUUAAUCUUGAAUAAAGCAAAGAUAUUCAUGACACCACUAGAUUGUUAUGAAAUCACCAAUGCCCUUGAGGGAAGGAAAUGGCUUUUCUUGUCCUGUAUAUGACUCCAGGCCCACAGUAGUUUGCUUGCUCUUAACUGCCCUGUGAACUAGGCAAGCAAACCACUCAGUUCAAGGGCACUGUGGAUGGACAAUGAAUGCUCAUUUUGUCAAUGACACUCAAAUUUCAUCACCAAAUUAGUUAGGUUAAAAAGCUAAGGAUUAUUCAACACUUUAUCCAGAUUAGGUUAGUUGUUUUAGGUGGUAAACUCUAUUUAGUUAUGGCAGAGAUGCUGUAAAGGGGCACGAUUUGCAACAAUCCCAGACCAAAUCUGGGACUUCUAAACUUUGAAGUGAUCAAUAAAACAAAUGUGUUCAACAAUCUAUGUGUUCAAAGGCAUCAUUUACUCUACCUUUGAAAUGCAAAAAUAUCAAGGACUAUUAGCUGGGUCCAAUAACACUCUCCUGAGUUUAAUAUUGGUAAAUCAGAAGAUUUGGUUGGCAUAUUCUCAGUCAAACAGUUUUGGUUAAUUCUGAAGAUAAUCCACAUACAUGCAAUCCUGUAAUUGAAAUUUAAAAGUGAAAUCUAUACUGUGUUUUUUCUUACUGUGAACCAACCUGCUAAUCAAAGGUUAUAGACUUGUGUUUGUGAAGUGCAAUAUUUACCUAUCAAUGGAAAACUGAUGCAGUAAUGCCAAAAUUCACAGGUCAAAGAGGUCAUCUAUGACUGACAAUAGUAGAGCAAAAGCUUGGGUAUUUUAGACUCGGACAAAGGGUCAAUCCAGUAUUUGUAGCAAAGUUUGCACUUUCCUGUCAACCUCCUUCUCCCAACCUCUGUCACUUUUACUUGAAUGUUCUUAUGUCACUGUCCAAAAGGGAAAGGGAUGUCCGAUCCAAAGGCAGUGGGCUCUCAAAGACUGAUUGAGCUUUACAUUAACAACAAGGUUAAUGCAAACUUUGGAGAUGGCUUUUUACAAAAACAUUGAACUCCUGUUCUUGGCAGGAGUGAAGGAUUAUGAACAUGCGUCCUUGAUGUUUGAUACAGUUUAAAAACUUAGAGGUGAGACAUAGGCAUGAAUUUUAUAUGAGAACUCCUCUGUUCAACAACAUAGUUUUCACAUUGCCAGGAAAGUCUCUCCAUCUAUGCAUUAAUUGAUUGUAAAUGGUGUGAGUGCAAAUCCAAUUUAUUUCCUCCACAAUAUAUAUUUUAAAGAACGAUAUGUCACACUAUCACUGAACACGGCACUAAUGCCAAUUAAAGAGAAAGAUUUUACAUCGAA